Dermacentor silvarum is the source of this 759-nucleotide messenger RNA. RefSeq lists its product as uncharacterized. The record is from RefSeq and is a predicted model, not a curated record. NCBI's taxonomy places the organism in Eukaryota, Metazoa, Arthropoda, Arachnida, Ixodida, Ixodidae. The transcript is spliced from 8 exons. Bases 115 to 759 code for a protein of 214 amino acids.
AGUGCGGGCCAGAGCAGACGACCGUGCUACACACACAGUUACCCUUUGGUGUUCUGUGGUACUACACGUUUGUUGCGAGGCUUUGCGGAACCUCUGAGUAGGAUUCGUUUAUAAAUGCCCGUUAUGUCCAACGACACAAGUGACAACUUGGGAGCUGCCAUUCCCCUGGAAAGUGCUGAAGAGGAGCGUGCGGUCGUGGAGCAGGAUUUGCGGUCGCUGGAAAAUAAAAUCUCGAGUGCGGAAAAUGAACUUGCUGCUCUGAAAACGCGGCACAAGCUAUUAAAUGACAUAUUGAAGGCUGAGACUGACUGCCGCCAAGCGCUCGAGGCACAAUGUGAACAGUUCGUGAAAGCAACCGAAGAACUUUCUUCAACGACUACAGAUCUUUCAACAAAACUUUGUCAGGAAAAGUCUUCAAGACUUGAAAAAUUACCCAGUUUUCAGCAGUAUACCAGCGGAAUUUAUAACGGGUUGGAAAAAAAUGUAUGGACUCCAGAGGCUCUUGAAAGCUUGGCAGCAACCCUGAGGAUGCAACUGCGAGACUUAGAGCAGCGUUCUGCAUACUUGGAUUCACGUCUAGAGAGGAAGAGGGCUGAGUUGGACCAGUUGCAAGAGCAGAGCACUAACAACUGCUCGGCAGAAGAUGCCACAUUUGGACCUGAGGAGCAGCAAGCAAUCCUGUUAGUUCUGCUUCAUGUCAAAGUGGUCAAUACACACACCAACUUCACGAAACAGCACCGCCUGAAAAGUCACUUUUAG